Doryrhamphus excisus (bluestripe pipefish) is the source of this 854-nucleotide messenger RNA. The record is from RefSeq and is a predicted model, not a curated record. Lineage: Eukaryota; Metazoa; Chordata; Actinopteri; Syngnathiformes; Syngnathidae.
CAUCCAACAGCAUGUACAAAAAUUUCAGGAAUUCGAUAAUCUAAAGAUCAGCAAUCCGGAUCUUAAAACGCUUCUGGAGGUGAGGCUGAUGCAUUUCAAUGAUGUCAUACAAGCAAGCAGCGACACUGUUAUUUUGUCCAUAAUCGAUACCCUACACCAAUAUGGGUUUGAUGGGCUGAACAUCUUCUUGACAUGGAAUAUGGACUCUGAAUUCGAAGCGCUCAUCCAUAACCUCCGACUGGCCUUGACUUCAAAUGACGGUCUACUGCUCACUGCUAGUGUUUCCGCUACCCCAGCAGUCAUUGCUGAUAGUUUUCAGGUCGACGAAAUUGCCAAUAACCUAGACUUCUUGAAUGUGAGGACGUCAGAAUUUGACAUUUUCCCCGCCAACCCAUUUUUUGAGCAAACGAAAUUUGCAAUGGAGUCCUUGCUCGUGAAGGGAGCACCGGCGCAUAAGCUAAACUUGGGAAUUGCAGCUUAUGGAGAAGAGUUUAGCAUUUUCCCCAGUUUUGUUGACCCAGGACUAACUCAAAUUCCAGGUCUCGGGACCUAUUACAAGGUGUGUGACGGCCAGCAUCCCAGUGUUUGGGUGAGCUAUGACAGCAUCGACAUCAUAAGCGCAAAGGUGGCGUAUAUAGAAGACAACAAUUUUGGAGGAGCCUUUGUCAUGCCGAUUCACCUGGAAAACAUCGAUGGGAUUAACUGCAGUCCGGGUCAAUAUUCUACCAUCCAAAAUUUGCGUGAUGUGAUGGAUAUUUGGUGAUUGAUUAUUCACUCACUUACUACAAAGAUGGAUGGUUUCAUGACAGGAAAAUAGGGCCUUACUUUAUUGUUAUAAAGAAGGAAUACAUUUA